This is a messenger RNA of Umbelopsis ramanniana AG, 411 nucleotides long. RefSeq lists its product as uncharacterized. NCBI's taxonomy places the organism in Eukaryota, Fungi, Mucoromycota, Umbelopsidomycetes, Umbelopsidales, Umbelopsidaceae. Gene Ontology annotation, cellular component: cytosol. The record is from RefSeq and is a predicted model, not a curated record. The coding region runs from base 1 to 411 and encodes 136 amino acids. The transcript is spliced from 3 exons.
AUGGCCAUCAAUGACCAGUUUCGACAUAAAACGGUUUGCAUGCUCAGUUGCCGGUUUUGUUCCAUGCACGUAUGCAAGCGAGGUAUGAAGGCGAUGUUACUAGCCGACAUGACUGUGGAGCUGUAUUCCACCGAUAUCCCGCCUUCCUCUGUGCAGCUGGUUGGGACAGAUUACAAAACGAACAUGUGCAGUUGUAAAAUCCGCGAUAUAGCGUGUUUAACAUGUGGUAAUGCUAUUGGAUAUCAUAUCACCAUGCCUUGCCAGGUGUGCUUACAUUCUUGCAACAACGGGCACUUUUGGAUGUUUCGGACGGAAGGCGUUGUUGCUGCUGAUCGGUUGAAUGGUAUAGGUAAGUCAGAGUGGGGCGCAGAUUGUUUGUGGAGCUCAGCCUCUGCCAGCCUGCCUGACUGA